Molecule: messenger RNA, 2269 nt
Organism: Aaosphaeria arxii CBS 175.79
Lineage: Eukaryota; Fungi; Ascomycota; Dothideomycetes; Pleosporales
Exons: 2
Coding region: 183-1973 (596 amino acids)
Source: RefSeq, a predicted model, not a curated record
GAUGUGUGCCUUUCAGUCAAGAAUCACUUCAGCUAAACAAACGCAGACACUAGCCCUGUAGAUAUCUUACAAAUGAGAUACAUUCUAUACCGAAUACCUGUUGCCAAACUAUAAAACUUCCAAACUCUUACUCCUGCGCAACUUCACUACUCUAGCAGAAUAACAAAGCAUAUUUCAACAGAAUGCAUCCUUCCAAUUCGACGAUUAUAUGGGACACAAUUCUCAACCCCUGUCCACAAACCAUGCCUGUCAACAGCUCAAAAGCACCAUUAGUCGACUCGUCAAAUGUUGUACGGACAAUAAUAUGCUACCAGAGAGAUCGGCCCCCUUCGAAUGAGACUCGAGUCUCUGGAGACAAAUGUAACCCACGGUGUUUCGACAGCGAAGACCUACGAUACCAAUCAACACAGCCAGAUAUCUCGACCAACUCUUCAUGCAAUCAUCAAUGUCGAGAGCGGGCACCAUUGGGCACUACUAUUCCUCUGCCUGAUCCUACGGUGAAUGGUCCGCGUUUAGCCACCAUUGUCGAACACGGCUCUUGCUCCACCAUCCCAGCUUAUGCCAGAAGCACCAGUCAUCAGCAACCAAAAGCCAUGAUGCACAAUGGCAUUUUGGGCGUAAAAGUGGGUGGGAGUCUACCUGUCAAGUCGAAGGACAGCAGUACACAUGGUGGAAAAGGGAGCCUCGCAUCGGGAACAAAUUUCAAGAGAAUUAUUGGACCGCAUGCACAACCAGGACGCAAAGGUGGAGCGUCAUACGUUCAUCACGAAACAAUCGACUCGACUGUCCACCGCAAGGGUAAGCGCUAUGGCUUGAAAGCACAUCAGGGGUCCGAGAAGGAAGAUGAACAGGGUGGACACUGCCUCAACACGGUUUUCGGGGGUGUCAUACGGCAUAUUCGCAGUGCAUCCCAACGUAAUGAGUCACUUUCGCGGACCCACAUCGAUCCUAAUUUGAGGCCAAGAGGAAGUCUGUCGGACAUGAUCUGUUCGAACGGACCCAGCGAUGUGGAUACAGAUAUUGCUUCUGCAGAUCAAAAGUGCUCACAAUCUGCAAGCUGUCAAAAGGGCACCACCAAGAAGCUCGCUUUACCCAGUCUCUGCGUCGUCCUUGGUAGGGUAGUUGGUCUUGCCCAGCAGAAACAGGAACGAAAAUCUCAACUGCGUAACCCUUCGCGAAGAUACGGGCCGCCAGAUCAAAAGACCCUUGAUUUUCGAUCUACGCAUGAGGCUGAUGUCACGGCCAACUGCAUGUGCAUAUCCCUGCCAGCAAGGCCAUCAUCUGCAGGCGAACCCCUGGCCCAACAGCAAACUCGAAGCUCCGCAUUAGUUACGCCUAUCAUCCCAUAUCCGACUACUAAAUCCCCACCAGUCAAGCAAUAUCCGGACAGCAUAUCAACCGGGCAGCCCCAUUCCCCUGUACAGCAGCAAGGUAUUCCCCUCCACGAAGAGAGUGCAGAAAGUCUGUUGUCCUCCGAUUACUCUGGCACUGUGUUGGGUGUUGAUUUGGAUCUCGAAGAACGGCACUCAAACAUGUCAGUAGGACGUAGCACGGAUGGGCUAUUAGACCAAUGGCGAGGCAAUAUGCCUGACCAUAUGAGACACAGGUCGACCCCAGUGCCUCCUGCACAGUACCAAAACAAAUCCAGAGAUUCAACGGCGUCUCAUUCGCCGCCCCGUCAUUCCCACUCUCUUGUAUCGUCCGCUCUUCCCGUCCUACUACCCAUAGCGGUCGCUUCUGGUAUUGUGGAGCCUCUCCAUACCCCUUCUCAAGUGACAUAUUUCUCUCCAUCAGGAAACAUGGUCCAAGUCAGCAGGACUCCGCCUCGAGGUUGCAAAGCUCGAACUCUAUCUGGAUGUCGAAACGCAAAUACGAAUAUAAUUCCCCCACCUAGGCCCCGCUAUUGCUCUGCCGCAACUAAUCAGCAUUUACGAUCGGAGCUGCCGCGACACAUGAAGCCAAAGUAUCCAUGACUUUGAUUGACAGUGGCAGGCAAAGCAAUCACAUCACGUGCUGUCUUGAGCUUCAUACUUAGCAUUAGCAAGCCAAAAUUUGGAAGAAUAGCUUGACCGGGGGGUUAUCAUUGCGGUAAAAUCGAUAAUUUAUUGGCUCGUACUGUUCUCAGUGCAUGUCUAGUGUUGCAUCUACAUCCUAAUCUUGAUGGCAAAGUGGGAAAUCAGAUCGCGAUUCCGCGCAGUAGCGUCAUGUACUUGUUUCCCGAACCGGGGUAGAUGGAUUUCAGCAUCGGCGACGAACCCCAAGCUCGGGU